UACUUGAAUAGAUAAGAAACAGUCGGGUCGGGUGCACAACCACUCGUUAGUUCAGAAAGAUUACAACUUAUUACCCACAAAGUGAACAUGAACAUAUUCUGAGAUUCAAUUUGUGUCUAUGUCAACGUAAAUGAAAAACGAUUUGGGGGCAAAGUUGUUAAGAGACCACAAAUAUGCAGGAUGAAAACGAAAAUAAGUCUCUUCUAUUUUUGAAUAAUGGUAACAAAUACGGAGCAAUGCACAAAAGUGACAGUGGCACUCCUAAAAAAGUGAUAUUUUGUGUUCAUGGAAAACCAAGUGCUGGCUGUUGUAAAGUUUUACAAAGUGAAGUCAUCGACAUCAAGGAAGGAGAUUUUGUUGACACACCAACUAAAGAAAAUCAAGAUGCCACCGAAAUGAUUAAUAAGCAUUGCCAUCGAGGGAAAUCUCCGGAAAUUGAUCGAAAAGCAAGACGAAAAUUAAUUGUGGCCAGUAUAUUAUGUGUACUUUUCAUGAUUGGAGAAGUUAUAGGUGGCUACCUGUCAAAUAGUUUGGCAAUAGCAUCUGACGCCGCUCACCUACUGACUGACUUCGCAAGCUUUAUGAUAUCUUUAUUUGCCUUAUGGAUGGCAACUAGACCCUCUACAAAAAAAAUGCAUUUUGGAUGGUAUCGUGCUGAAGUGAUAGGUGCUUUAACAUCUGUUUUGCUAAUCUGGGUAGUUACUGGAAUAUUGGUCUAUAUUGCUGUACAAAGAGUCAUACAUAAAUCUUUUGAUAUUGAUAGUAAAGUAAUGUUAAUUACUUCCGGUAUAGGUGUUCUUGUUAACUUAAUAAUGGGCUUAACACUACAUCAACAUGGACAUUCACAUGGAGGUGGUAGUACACAUUCUCAUGAUAACAUCAACGUCAGGGCAGCUUUUAUACACGUUAUCGGAGAUUUUUUACAAAGUUUUGGUGUUUUUGUAGCCGCUGCUGUAAUUUAUUUCAAAGAGGAAUGGGUAAUAAUCGACCCCAUCUGUACCUUCAUUUUUUCAGUAUUAGUAAUGUUUACCACAUUCAAUAUUAUAAAGGAUACUUUAACAGUACUAAUGGAAGGAGCUCCUAAAGGAAUUGAUUUUAAUGAAGUUAUGACAACACUCUUAAACAUAGAAGGCGUUAAAAGAGUUCAUAACUUAAGAAUAUGGGGUUUAAGUUUGGAUAAAAUUGCAAUGUCUGCUCAUGUUGCUAUUAGUCCUGAAGUAAAUCCACAGCAUGUUUUAAUGGUUGCCACUAAAAAUGUCCAUGAUAAAUACAACUUCUUCGAAAUGACAUUGCAGAUUGAAGAGUUUCAAGAUGCCAUGGAAGACUGUAGAUUGUGCAGAAAUCCGGUAUAAAUAUAUAUUACAUGUCACCAAAUAUUUUUUACAAAUCAUUAUAUUAUUACAUUUCAAAGAAUUUAAAAGAAUAACUUAUACCUA
Tribolium madens (black flour beetle) is the source of this 1436-nucleotide messenger RNA. Its product is annotated as zinc transporter 2-like. The record is from RefSeq and is a predicted model, not a curated record. The transcript has 7 exons. Lineage: Eukaryota; Metazoa; Arthropoda; Insecta; Coleoptera; Tenebrionidae. Gene Ontology annotation, cellular component: plasma membrane. The coding region runs from base 174 to 1352 and encodes 392 amino acids. Gene Ontology annotation, biological process: response to zinc ion; zinc ion transmembrane transport. Gene Ontology annotation, molecular function: zinc ion transmembrane transporter activity.